Molecule: messenger RNA, 1350 nt
Organism: Penaeus vannamei (Pacific white shrimp)
Lineage: Eukaryota; Metazoa; Arthropoda; Malacostraca; Decapoda; Penaeidae
Source: RefSeq, a predicted model, not a curated record
UGUGCGAGUAACAGGUGAUACCGUGCAGUGGGCGAGGGUCGCUGCCGCUGACAUCCACCUCGAAUACGGCGCAUGUGACUCGUCUCAGUUCUGUAAAAGAGGAAGACAUCGUUGUCAAUAAGUCAUCGGGUGACUUUGCAGCGAACCGGAGAAUGUGAAGUUGAUAGCCACUCGGAAAAGAGGGAAAAAGAUAGUCGAUAAAGUGAUAUGCACUUCCUUCGUGGCCUGGAAGUGAGAAAAGAGUGAAAGGGAAAAAUAAGAACAUAUAUUUUAUUUUUUUAACGAGAGACUUUUUGGGCCACACCUGGGAUGACCGCGUCUUGAUGGAGAUAAAACACUUUGGAAACUGUGCGACGAAGCAGGCAAACUUUUCAUCCAAGUUUUGAGCUCGGUAAAAAAGAGCAAAAUAUAUUAAAAGUUAAACAAAGGUGGAACGGAAUCUCCGAGUGUGUGCGGCCGAUCGUUUGGCCAAGACAGGAAAGGUACAGAAGGAAAAGUUUCAACCGAUUCAAAGAGUUUCUUCUGGUCGCCUUCACUCAACGCCUAAUCGUCCCUUUUGCCUCUCUCCUUUUUCCUGCAUUUCCUUCUCCGAAGAUCCUGCACUUCCGGAGCGCCUUGCGUUUGCCAGGCACACGCAGAGGCAAGUGCUCGCUCGAGGACACAGGUAAAUCUCGCGAGUGUGCUUUUCCGAGGAAGGUGCUGAAGGUGAAGCAGGAAGAGGAGGGAAGCGAGGAGGCGGCUGGGAGGUCACGCUACACACUUACGCGCACUACAUGGAGCUGAAGGAGCUGAGGCGUGUCGCUGAAGCCUCACCUGUCUGGGACGCGUCGAGGAGCUCGGGGCAGCGGCUGGUGUAGAAGCGUUUCGAUGCGAGCCGUGACUGCCACUUCCUGCGACGAGGCGAAGGCGGGAGGACAAGGAGGAGGAGCGCGGGGCCUGCAUGGAGACCGCGACGGGAAGGAAUUAAAGCAGAAAAGGCCGUAACCAGAAGGUGUGAAAGAAGUCACCUGAGCGCGUGGCAGGUAUAUACGGCCGGUGAAUCUCGUUUGCCAACUAUUUCAGUGAAUAUGAAAAGAUAAAUGGUUUGAAAGGGAAAAAGGGAAAAAUAUUUUGAACUCGACCUUUUAUACGCUGAAAAAAUACCGGAGUGCCCUCAAGGGUAGGAAUGGUAGACAAGUACCCCGACGUCCAUUAGGAAACUUUAAGCCGAGGAUACAAGGACAUACCCCCCCCCCACCCUCUCCUCCUCCUCUUGUUUCAACGACUCCGCGAGGUCUUGAAGAGGAAAAGACACCAUGGCAACAGUCUUUAACCUCCUGGUUCUCAUGACGAUCCUCGCCGCCCGCCCAG